AUGGCGACCAUAUUUGAAGCUUUAAAAAGUUGUGAAUAUUUGGAGUCAGUUUUGAGAGAUUCCUUUGGACCUUGCGGUCUUGAUGUUAUGCUGAAUUCAUCAUCUGGGAGUAUUCUAAUCACAAAUAGUGGCGGCGUUGUUCUUAACUCGCUAAAUAUUGAAAAUCCUUUGGGGAGAGUGAUUGUUGACAAGAUGAAGUCACACAGUUUUGUAACAGGAGAUGGCGUUACUUCGUUUAUUAUUGUCGUGAUACAAGCAUUGAAGGAGAUUAUUGGACUUCUAGAGAUGAAAGAGGGUAUUGGGGAGCUAGAAUUAAAACCACAGUCCUGGCAGACAAUUAUUUCGUUGUCAAAAGCUUUUUACAAGAUUGCCAAUGAUGUUGCCCCUGACAACAUAUCACCAGUGUUAAAUAAGGUUGCCAUACACACUAAUUUGGAGCCCCAAAACAAGGAUGAAAUCAAGCAAAAGUUAACGCAAUUAAUAAAAACUACCUUAAAUGGGAAGUUUUCUGUUCUUUGUCAAGAUCUGUUCACAUCACUCCUAAUAGAUUUUAUAUCAAAUACAUGCAAACUUGGACAUGAACUUUACCAAGGUAUCAUACAGGCAUUAGAUGACUUCUCUCACUUUUGUACUGAGUUUCACGGUACUCCUGUGCAGAACUCAUGCGUGAUUCAAGGAUUUGCAAUCCCAAGACAGUUUGCUACAAAUGAUAAGCAAGUCCUCCCUAAAUCUGGAAAAAACGUUUUCACAUUUCUGAUCAUUCAUUGUUCAUUGGAUGAUGUUAAACUUACUGCAGAUGUCGUAACUUUUAACAUAAAGAAUGAAACCAUGCUUGGUAAAGCUCUCAGCCAUAAGAGAAACAUUGUGUUUUCCAUAUUACAGUCACUCAAAGAGCAAGACAUACAGCUUAUUAUUUCAUCAGAAGGAGUUUCAGACAUGGUCUUGCAGUUGUGUCAGCAAUUUAACAUAGCUGUCAUUCAAAUGGUCCCCAUGGAGACAGUAAGCCAUCUGUGCAAGUAUGGAAACGUGCAACCACUGUGCCAUCAUGAUCUUUUUGAACUAAAAAACCUGUCCGAUAUUUUUUUAGGAAAAGGCAAGUUUUGUAAAGAAAAAGCUCUUGGGGUGCACAAGUUUGUUCACUUGGAGAUUGAUAAGCAAGUUGACAGUAAUCAUAUUGUUCCAUAUCUAAUCUUACUCUGUGCACCAACUCAAGGACUUUGCCAGCAAUACUACAUUGCACUCCAUAAUGCAUUAAAAAGUAUUAAAAUGUCAUUUUCGGAUAACAGGCUGCAUCUAAUUAUGCUUCCGGGUUGUGGAUCAGUAGAAUUUCUUCUUGCUAAUGAGUUUGGAAAAUAUGCUAAAGCUACAAAAGACAAGAACCUUUCAUUAGCAUAUUCAGUUUUAAGCAAGUCUCUGCUUCAGGUUCCUCAUACUUUGCAUAAAAAUUCCCAUUCUUGUACUUCUAGAGACAAAAACUUUUUAAGAGUACAGCAAGAAGUCAAAUUUUCAUUUAGAGUCGAUGGAAGUGUAUUAGGUGUGAAUGGAACAACAGGGUGUGUUAUUGACCCUUACAGGAAGGGUAUCUUUGAACCUUUGAAUGGGAAAAUGCUUUGGAUCAGUCACAUUUUGCAGUGUUUAUCAAUGAUUCUAAGAGUAGAAAGAAUUAUUAGUGUAAAAUCUAUUGUUAGAGAUGAUGAGAAAGAAUCUAGUGAUUCUGAGGAGUGAAGAACCUAUUACAUGAUUGUAAAUCAAGUAGUAAACAAGAAGUAAAUAAAACUAAUGACUACAGGCAA
This is a messenger RNA of Actinia tenebrosa (Australian red waratah sea anemone), 1793 nucleotides long. RefSeq names its product BBSome complex assembly protein BBS10-like. The record is from RefSeq and is a predicted model, not a curated record. Gene Ontology annotation, molecular function: ATP-dependent protein folding chaperone; ATP binding. Gene Ontology annotation, biological process: chaperone-mediated protein complex assembly. Lineage: Eukaryota; Metazoa; Cnidaria; Anthozoa; Actiniaria; Actiniidae.